Molecule: messenger RNA, 5089 nt
Organism: Medicago truncatula (barrel medic)
Lineage: Eukaryota; Viridiplantae; Streptophyta; Magnoliopsida; Fabales; Fabaceae
Product: ABC transporter C family member 3
Exons: 13
Coding region: 34-4494 (1486 amino acids)
Biological process (GO): transmembrane transport
Cellular component (GO): membrane
Molecular function (GO): ATP binding; ATP hydrolysis activity; ABC-type transporter activity
Source: RefSeq, a predicted model, not a curated record
AUCCAAUUUUUUAUUUUGUCUUCCAUUCCACCCAUGAACCUUGAUACUGUUUUUCUUCCAAAACCAAUUUUUCUUCAUGGGUUAUCUAGCAUACUUCAUAUACUAUUGCUUGUGGCGGUUUUAAUCUCAUGGGUUUGGAAAAAAAUCACAACUUGUGUUGUCAAUGAGUUUAAGGAGACACCUAAUAGCACAAAAUUAUGUUCCAUUGGUUUCUCUUUUUUCAAUUUUGUUCUGUUUCUGUUCAAUUAUUUUUACUGGUAUACAAGUGAUUGGUCAGAAGAAAAAGCUGUUACCCUUUUUGAUUUAGCUCUCAAAACAGUUACUUGGUUCGUUCUUUUUGUUUGUUUCCAGAAAGGGUUCUUGUUUUUCUUCAGUUUAGGUCAAAGAAAAAGAAAGUUUUCAUUCUUCUUUAGAGCUUGGUGUGUUUUCUAUCUUUUUGUUUCAUGUUAUUGUUUUGUGGUUGACAUUGUUGUUCUUUAUCAAAAUCACAUUGAGUUAACGGUUCACUGCAUGAUUUCUGAUGUUGUAUCAUUUUGUGUUGGUUUGUUCUUUUGUUAUGUGGGGUAUUGUGUGAAACUUGAGAGUGAAGAAAGUGAUAGAACUAUUCAUGAGCCUCUUUUGAAUGGUGAUACACAUGUUGGUAAUGGUAAUGGUUUAGAGUUACAAGCGACUAAAGGGAGUGACACUGUUGCUCCUUUUUCAAAUGCUGGAUUUUGGAGUCUUCUCACCUUCACUUGGGUGAGUCCACUUAUAGCAUUUGGCAAUAAGAAGACGUUAGACCUUGAGGAUGUUCCUCAGCUAGAUAGUAGAGAUAGUGUGGUUGGAGCUUUUCCUAUUUUCAGAGACAAACUUGAAGCUGAUUGUGGUGCAAUCAAUAGAGUAACCACACUUAAAUUGGUUAAGUCUUUGAUAAUCUCAGGGAAAAAAGAGAUUUUUAUCACUGCUUCUCUUGCAUUGGUAAACACUUUUUCUACUUAUGUUGGCCCUUAUCUUAUUGAUUCUUUUGUUCAAUACCUUGAUGGAAAAAGGCUAUAUGAGAAUCAAGGCUAUGUGUUGGUUUCUUCCUUUUUCUUUGCAAAGCUUGUAGAAAGCUUAACAAACAGGCAGCAGUUCUUUAGGUUGCAGCAACUCGGACUUCGAAUCCAAGCACUGCUUGUGACAUUGAUAUAUAACAAAGCCUUAACACUUUCAUCUCAAUCAAGGCAGUGUCACACUUCUGGAGAAAUAAUCAAUUUCAUGACCGUUGAUGCUGAAACAGUUGGUAGUUUCAGUUGGUAUAUGCAUGAUUUGUGGAUAGUAGCUUUGCAAGUUACAUUGGCAUUGUUGAUUUUGUAUAAAAACCUUGGACUUGCUUCAGUUGCUGCUUUUGUUACAACCAUCAUUGUUAUGUUGGCAACUCUUCCAACGGGAUCAUUCCAAGAGAAGUUACAUAAUAAGUUGAUGGAGUCAAAGGAUACUAGAAUGAAGACCACAUCUGAAAUUUUAAGAAACAUGAGGAUCCUCAAACUACAAGGAUGGGAAAUGAAGUUUCUGUCUAAAAUAACUGAGCUCAGAGACGCCGAACAGGGGUGGUUGAAAAAGUAUCUUUAUACUUCCGCUGUGACUACGUUUGUCCUUUGGGGUACACCAAUUCUUGUAUCUGUGGUUACUUUUGGUACUUGUACGCUCAUAGGGAUCCCACUUGAGUCAGGAAAGGUUCUGUCGGCACUUGCAACAUUCAGGAUGCUUCAAAGGCCUAUUUAUAGUCUUCCAGAUGUAAUUUCAAUGAUAGCACAAACUAAAGUUUCUCUUGAUAGGAUCGGGUCGUUCCUUCGUCUUGAUGACUUGCAGUCUGAUGUUGUCAAAAAGCUUCCUCCGGGUAGUUCUGAUACUGCAAUUGAAGUGGUUAAUGGGAAUUUUUCUUGUGAUUUAUCUUCACCCAAUCCAACUUUGCAGAACGUAAACCUCAAAGUUUUUCAUGGCAUGAAGGUUGCUGUUUGUGGUACUGUUGGAUCAGGCAAGUCUACUUUACUUUCAUGUGUAUUGGGAGAAGUACCAAAGAUAUCAGGCAUCCUUAAAGUUUGUGGAACAAAGGCCUAUGUUGCUCAAUCACCAUGGAUUCAAAGUGGCACGAUAGAGGAUAAUAUAUUGUUUGGUGAACACAUGGUUAAGGAAAGGUAUGAGAUGGUACUUGAAGCAUGUUCCCUGAAGAAGGAUCUGGAAAUAUUGUCAUUUGGUGAUCAGACAGUUAUAGGCGAGCGUGGAAUAAAUUUGAGUGGUGGACAGAAACAGAGAAUACAAAUUGCUCGCGCUCUUUACCAAGAUGCUGAUAUAUAUCUAUUUGAUGAUCCUUUUAGUGCCGUGGAUGCUCAUACAGGAUCUCACCUUUUUAAGGAAUGCUUGCUGAGUGUUCUAAGUUCAAAAACAGUUGUUUAUGUUACUCAUCAAGUGGAGUUCUUACCUACUGCUGACCUUAUAUUGGUCAUAAAAGAUGGAAAAAUUACUCAAAGCGGAAAGUAUGCCAGCCUUCUUGACAUUGGAACCGAUUUUAUGGAAGUUGUUGGUGCACACAGAGAAGCUUUGUCUGCACUUGAAUCAUUGGAUGGAGGAAAAACAUCUAAUGAGAUAAGUACAUUCGAACAAGAAGUAAGUAUCUCUGGCACUCAUGAAGAGGCAACCAAAGAUGUGCAAAAUGGUAAAGCAGAUGAUAAUAGCGAACCGAAAAACCAACUUGUUCAAGAAGAAGAAAGGGAGAAAGGUAAAGUUGGGUUUUCGGUGUAUUGGAAGUAUAUCACAACUGCAUAUGGAGGAUCUGUCGUACCAUUCAUAUUAUUGGCCUAUAUUCUUUUUCAAGCUCUUCAAAUUGGAAGCAACUACUGGAUGGCGUGGGCAACUCCCAUCUCAGCAGAUGUGGAGCCACCUGUUGAAGGGACGACUCUUAUUGAAGUCUAUGUUGGUUUGGCCUUUGCAAGUUCUAUAUGCAUUCUUGUUAGAUCUAUGUUACUUGUUACAGUUGGUUGUAAGACAGCUACUAUACUCUUCAAAAAAAUGCACUUGUGUAUCUUUCGCGCCCCCAUGUCAUUUUUCGAUUCUACUCCAAGUGGACGGAUCCUUAAUAGAGCUUCUACUGACCAAAGAGCAGUGGAUACAGACAUUCCUGAUAAAAUUGGCACAUUUGCCUUUUCUAUGAUCCAGCUUCUGGGAAUUAUAGCAGUUAUGUCUCAGGUUGCAUGGCAAGUUUUCAUCGUAUUUUUACCCAUGAUAGCAGUCAGCAUUUGGUAUCAGCGAUAUUAUUUACCAUCAGCCCGUGAACUGUCACGUUUAGGUGGAGUAUGCAAAGCCCCAAUCAUUCAACACUUUGCGGAAACAAUUUCCGGCACUUUAACCAUUAGAAGCUUUGAUAAACAGUCAAGAUUUCAUGAAACAAAUAUGAAACUGAUUGAUGGGUAUUCUCGGCCAAAGUUCAACAUUGCUGCUGCUAUGGAAUGGUUAUGUUUCCGUUUAGAUAUGUUGUCUUUGAUCACAUUUGCCUUUUCUUUGAUAUUCUUGAUAUCGAUUCCACCUGGAAUCAUAAAUCCAGGCAUUGCUGGUCUAGCUGUUACCUAUGGUCUAAAUUUAAACAUAAUACAAGCUUGGAUGAUAUUGACACUUUGCAACUUGGAGAACAAAAUUAUAUCGGUAGAAAGGAUGCUUCAGUAUACAACCAUUCCAAGUGAGCCUCCCCUUGUUUUAGAAGAAGAAAAUAGGCCAAUCCCUUCUUGGCCCGCAUAUGGCGAGGUUGAUAUACGGAACUUGCAGGUUCGGUACGCUCCACAUCUUCCGCUUGUGUUGCAUGGCCUGACAUGCACAUUUCGUGGAGGAUUGAAAACCGGCAUUGUUGGUAGAACAGGUAGCGGCAAAUCAACUCUUGUACAAGCACUUUUUCGACUCGUUGAACCUUCUGCUGGGGAACUUAUCAUUGACAACAUCAACAUCUAUACAAUCGGACUGCAUGAUCUGAGGUCUAGACUAAGCAUUAUCCCGCAAGACCCAACAAUGUUUGAGGGGACAGUGAGAAGUAAUCUGGACCCCCUUGAAGAGUACACUGAUGAACAAAUAUGGGAGGCCUUGGAUAAGUGUCAACUGGGAGAUGAAGUUAGAAAGAAUGAAGGAAAGCUUGACUCUUCAGUUAGUGAGAAUGGUGAGAAUUGGAGCAUGGGUCAGAGGCAGUUGGUUUGCCUUGGUAGGGUUCUACUUAAGAAGAGCAAGAUUUUGGUCCUUGAUGAAGCAACUGCAUCAGUUGAUACAGCUACAGAUAAUUUGAUUCAGCAAACUCUUAGGAAGCAUUUCACUGACUCCACGGUCAUUACCAUUGCGCAUCGAAUAACUUCUGUUCUUGACAGUGACAUGGUUCUACUUCUUAGUCAAGGACUUGUUGAGGAGUAUGACUCCCCAACCACAUUGCUAGAGGAUAAGUCAUCAUCUUUUGCUAAGCUUGUUGCAGAGUAUACCUCGAGGUCCAACUCCAACUUUUGAGAAAUCUGUUGAUCACUAAUUGGUCUAUUGUCCAAAUUAAAAGUUUUUCGCUAAAGAAAAAAUGACUAUUAGAAAGAAUGCAUUUUCAGUAAUAGUAGAAGUUUUUGAGAGGCAUGGCGCCACAACCUUGGAUACACAGGUCUUUGAAUUGAGAGACUCAAAGUUGGUUUAUGAUAUUGCUGAUAAGAUUUGCAGCUAUGGAUGGUCUGACAUCUUUAAAAAGGUACCAAAUAGCUAAGUCUACAGAAGUGACAAUCCAUCUAAAGGAAGAUACCCUGAAUUUUAUCAAUGUGGCUUCGAAGGCUGUUUCCGACCACCUUGAACUUGCUCAAGAAAAACAAACACUGAAUUUGUGUUACUUGUCGCAAGACCUCUCUAUCGUGCUACAUCUUACAUAUUACAUGCAAUUUUGGAGAGCUUUUUUUCAAUCUAUUUGUAUGUUAUUUUGUCCGUUGAUAGCAAACAUUUUCGACAGAAAUGGUUUAAUGUUGUUUGAUGUAGUUUUAUGUCAUUUUGUUUUAUUUAAUUUUUACGAAUUUUAAUGAAGUUACUAACCGUGGAUUUGGACAAGCAUGUACGUUCUUGGAACACUCAA